Messenger RNA from Cuscuta campestris, 1843 nucleotides. NCBI's taxonomy places the organism in Eukaryota, Viridiplantae, Streptophyta, Magnoliopsida, Solanales, Convolvulaceae. The record is from the annotation of a GenBank genome assembly.
CUCAACCCUCAAUUUCUUUGGGUCCAUUUCUUCUCCUUCUUUAAUUUCUCUUCUUCUGCUGAUUAGAUUAGAUUAGCUUUCUCCCUUCAUAUUUCGCAUUGGGUUCGUCUCAAUUCUUCUUCAGCAAGUCUAUCUUCCUAUGGGCUAUGCCAUCCCUGGAUUAAUUCAAGUAAUCCUUCUUCUUGAUUUUCUUACAUCCCAAGAUUUGUUUUUUUCUUUCUGUCUCUGAAAUCGAUUGCACAUGCGUGAUGGAAUCAGAUGUUUUUGAGCUUUGAUUCGAUUAUUGAUUUCACAAAUUGACAGUUUUGAUCCUCUCAUCAGUACAUUUUUAUGGUUUACUGGAUGAAGGGGGUGUCAUUUAAGCCUUGAAUCUUUAAAAUGCUGUUUGUGAGGUUUUUUUUUACAAUGGAAGAUUCAGUCUUUCUGAAACUCUGUUCUUUUGCAGGAAAAAAGAAAUUCACACACACUCAAGAGUCCAAAGUGAUAAACUUUUAUACUGAACUUAUCUAAAAUUAUGUUCUUGAUGAUGAUUUUUGGCAGUUAUCACUUAGUACAAGAUUUUAUAAAGGUUCAUAUGAAAGUUUUAAGCUUUUUUUAAACCAGUUGUUGGAUGGAACUGUUGUUCAUGAGUAAACCAAAACAAACAAGUCCACUAUGUCUCACUGUGAUAAGGGGUAAAAGGACUAGACUGACAUAAGUGGGAGAAUAAAUCUACUUCUACUCCAAAGGUUUACACUUACAUUUUGUGUUAAUGUAAGCCAUAAAAAAAAUUCAUGUUUGUAGUUAGAUAGAUGUUCAAGAAAAGGUUUUCUAUACUCCAACACUUAUAUCAUGUGCGAACAUUCACUUUUUAAACCUGUAGGUGACGGAAAGAGAUUUGAACCCGUGACCUAUGAUAUGGUGAACCCUAACAAGCUGACUUUGAUGUCAUGUCAAGGAACCAACUCAACCAAAAACUCAAGUUUUUGUUACUAGAAACCCAAGAAAGUAUGAUCAUAGAAGAAGCACGAGAAACAAGCGGCUUCCUCCACAUCUCAAGACAUCAUCCUCAUCGGCACGCCUCCCGUCCCGCUUUUUUUGGCCCUAUUCGAAAUGGACCGGAGCACGUGAUAGAAGAAACAAGAGAAACAGGGACCACUGCGGCUUCCUCCACAUCUCAAGACACCAUCCUCAUUGGCACGUCUCCCGCCACCCAACUAUGUGGUCUUAACCCCUCCCGCCCCACUAUUUUUGGCCCUAUUCCAAAUGGAGCACGUGAUCGAAGCCCAAUUGUUGUUAUUAUAUAUUCCCUUUGGUGGUGGGAGGUUUUCCUACGCUCCUCCCUCCAAACUCGGUGGGUCCCCCAAACUUGGUGGACCUCCCGAGAAUCCCGGGCCCUUUUGCCUAGGAAUAAAUCUUCAAAAGCCGGUUUACGUCCUUCCCUUUGGUCUUUGGGUCGUCUUUUCUGGACGGAGAUGCAGGCAACGUCUUCAUUCACCAGAGAGCGAGUUACCAUUGAGGUUGUGGAACGGGACGUCUUCGGCGUCCCAUUUCUUGAACUCGCUCUCCCACGUCAGGAGCAUGCUUUGUAGGGCGCGAAGCAGAGCAUUUCUUCUAUAAGCUAUCAAUUAGUGGCUACUGUGCUUCACAAACUGGCCCUGAGCAUUUUUUUGGAAUAGUUACAUAUUGUGUGAUGGAAUUUGAAAAGAAAAACACCAAAGCUAGCCUUAUUGCAUUAGGUAGACAUGGAUCAAACGACGACAUUGUAUCCUACCAUGUAUUAUAUCUCAUGUGAGAAAAUUAUAUGAAAAAUGUAUUUUUCUUGUUUGGUUAGAGAGAAAAAGAAAAAAGUAGAAUGACAAAA